Molecule: messenger RNA, 2279 nt
Organism: Oryzias latipes (Japanese medaka)
Lineage: Eukaryota; Metazoa; Chordata; Actinopteri; Beloniformes; Adrianichthyidae
Gene: irak4
Product: interleukin-1 receptor-associated kinase 4
Biological process (GO): signal transduction; protein phosphorylation
Molecular function (GO): magnesium ion binding; protein serine/threonine kinase activity; ATP binding
Source: RefSeq, a predicted model, not a curated record
UCUUUAUUACGUUUUAAGGAAGUUGCUCAACGUCGGAAACCCCAUUUUACCGAGUCGAAAACAAACUAACCAUUUCUGUUUACGUUUAGUCCCGAGUUUCUUUGAACGUAAUCAAGCGUUGCUUGUUUGCUUACCAUGUAAUUUGUCGAAAAAAGUCGAACUUUUGUUUGGAACGUGUCGUAGGAUGGACAGCUCGGUGACUUCCGCCACGUACGUUCGCAACAUCAGCUACAGUUUGCGCCGCAAGCUGUCCGACUGUCUGGACCCUUACGAGACCUGGAGAGACCUGAUUGUGGCCCUACGGAAGCCGAAUGGGGAGCCCAGGUACACUCAGCAUCAUGUAAGGAGAUUUGAAGGUCUUGUUGCUCAGGGUAAAAGCGUCACCGUGGAGCUGCUCAAUGACUGGGGGACCACCAACAGCACAGUGGGGGAACUGGUGGACAUCCUGAGGAGUCUAAACCUCCUGGCUGCUGCCAAUCUGCUAUUACCUGAGGUUCUAUCCAAAGAAACACAGCAGGUAUCCUCAGUGAAGGCAGAAAAAUGUCCUCCAACCUUACUGCUGGGUGAGGCCCCAAAUCCACCUGCUGGCUCCUCCCUGCAGACACAAACACUGCUGGAUGAUGGAGGAGACGACACAGGUGUCUCCAGAUUCCUGUACGGAGAGCUUAUGAGGAUCACCAGGAACUUCGAUGACCGGUCCAUCUCAGACGGCGGCAGUCGUAUUGGUGCGGGAGGCUUCGGGACAGUCUACAAAGGUUUGCUAGACAGCAGACUAGUCGCAGUAAAAAAACUCAGUCCAAUGGAGGACAUGCCGCUGGAAAGUUUACAACUUCAAUUUAACCAAGAGAUUCAAACUUUGAAAGUGCUAAAACACCAAAACCUGGUUGAUAUGGUUGGAUUUUCCUCUGAUGAGCAGCAUCUGUGCAUAGUGUAUGCCUUAAUGGCAAACGGAUCUUUGCUGGAUCGACUUGCUUGUUUGGAUGGAAGCCCCCCUCUGUCCUGGCAGCUGAGGUGCUUCAUAUCCGAAGGGGCAGCUAGAGGACUGGAGUAUCUUCACUCCAACCAUCAUGUCCACAGAGACGUCAAAAGUGCAAACAUCCUGUUAGAUGAAAACUAUGUGGCCAAAAUCUCAGACUUUGGGCUUACAAGAGCAUCUGCCAAUCGCACAUCGACAACCAUGAUGACAGAGAGGAUUGUGGGUACGCGUGCUUACAUGGCUCCUGAGGCCCUAAGAGGGGAGGUCACCCCAAAAUCAGAUGUGUUCAGCUUUGGAGUGGUACUGUUAGAGAUUUUGUCUGGACUCCCCCCAGCUGACGAAAAGCAGGAGCCGCAGUUUUUGAUGGAAUUUAGGUAUGACAUAGACGAUGAAGAUGAAGAGCUAACUCUGGAGGAUUUUGUAGAUAAAAAGAUGAGUGACUGGACGAAGGGUCAAGUGGAGAGCAUCUACUGUUUGGCUUCGAACUGCCUCCAUGAAAGAAAAAACAGAAGACCUGUCAUCAAACAGGUCCUGUCAGAGAUUCACAGUGUUGUAAAGACUAUUUUCUUGGAUUCUCAGUGAAGCUCACAUACUGGAGAAAAUCAACCACCACCUUGAAUGUGUCUGGACUAUUUCCUUCUAUGCAUUUCUAAAUGUUAUCAUUGCUUGUUGAAUGUUUUGCAUCAACAUUAAAGUAUUUUUAAAUUGUAUAGAUUUACGUAAUUUACCUUUCUAACAUUGGUUUGCUAGCAUAUCAUAGUUGUCAAAUUUUCAUUUACAGCAGUUAUGUUUGUAAUGUGAAAUAAAACAAAAUGCACAAUUUAAAUAUUUUAUUUUCCUUUUUUUUAAAGAAAUUUGUAAGAAACCAAGUAAGACUGAUACAUGAUUCAUUUAUCCUGACAUUUUUAGAAUGAAGGGAUUUUUCACGUUACACAUGAGGUGAGUUAAGGUUUGCCUAAUAUUAAUCAGCACACCAGUGGAAGGAGCACUAGAUUUGUUUAAAUCAGAGAUUUAGUAGUAUUCCCUUUCCUAUCCAUAGCUUGGCGUUCCGUUCUGUAGAACGUCUCCAGGUUUGAGUAGCUUCCUGUUCUCCAAAUCAUAGAUGUACUGAUGCCACAUUCUGGAAGCCCCGGUUCUUUCCACGGCUGACAUUCAACGAGAACCACAACAGACCGAUUCAAUCGUAGAGCAUCACACAGCUACAGUAUGUACAAUUACAGCACUUGCAUAGAAAAAUAAGUUUCUCAGCAGAUGAUUUUUUUUCUCUCCAUGUAAACCAUAGUUUUAUAAAAAAAAAAAAAAA